Messenger RNA from Alternaria atra, 978 nucleotides. RefSeq lists its product as uncharacterized. The transcript has a single exon. NCBI's taxonomy places the organism in Eukaryota, Fungi, Ascomycota, Dothideomycetes, Pleosporales, Pleosporaceae. Gene Ontology annotation, biological process: protein deubiquitination. Gene Ontology annotation, molecular function: cysteine-type deubiquitinase activity. The record is from RefSeq and is a predicted model, not a curated record. Bases 1 to 978 code for a protein of 325 amino acids.
AUGAGCGACGCGUCGCCAACGCCCGAGCCAGAAACCCUCGAAGCGCUACAAUCUCGACACCGCAAGGAGCAACGCGACCUCGUAUCACGUAUAACGCAAAAGAAGAAGCAAGCGAGCAAAAAGACACGAAAGGGUGUCAACGACGAGUGCGAGCAGCUAGAGCGCGAAUUGAAGGAGCGGCAGGCGCAUGAACUUGCCGUGCAGAACGGGGAGGCUGUAGAUGUCGAGGAACAUGAACAGGGUCCACGGAGCUCUGAGGAUGAGGCGCAGGAUAUACAAGAUGACAUGGCCAGCCUCAAGCUAAAUGGUUCUACCCCAGAAAGCAAAGAGAGCAGUACAAAUGGUGAUUCCACCGAACCCAGAAAGAAGAAGCCGAACCGCGCAAAAGCCCGCCUCGCCCGCCGCGCCGCCGAACAAGCCUCCAUGAUCGCCGAAGCAGAGCGCGAGGCUGCCAAUGCACCAAACCCACGCGAACUAGAACGAGAGCGCAUGGCGACACAGUUACAAAAACAUGGGCUGGCCCUGCAUGAGAUACGAGCGGAUGGUCAUUGUUUGUAUGCGGCAGUUGCGGAUCAGUUGCAGACACGAGAACUGAGCUUGAAGCCAAGGAUAGGUGUCACUAUCGUUGGACAGGGUGAACAAGAAGCAGACAAGAAGCUAGAAGGAUACAAGACAGUCAGGCACGCAGCGGCAGACUGGAUCCAAGGUCACGCCGACGACUUCUCGGGAUUCAUGGAAGACCCGUUGCCCGAGCACGUCCGCAAGAUUAGAGAGACGGGCGAAUGGGGUGGACACUUGGAGCUGCUUGCGUUGGCUAGGACAUACGGCCUCCGGAUAUGUGUACUACACAGCGAUGGGCAGGUGGACAGGAUAGAGGUUGAAGACGAGGUCAAAGAAAAGGAGGAGAUCUGGCUGGGAUACUACAAGCACAGUCACGGGUUGGGCGAGCACUACAACUCGUUGCGCAAGGAAGGCUGA